AUGGAAGAGAUGCCACAAAAACCUGGAACCAAGCUUGAGGUGUUUGACAUGUGGGGGAUUGACUUCAUGGGUCCAUUCCCAAUUCUCAGGGUAAUAAAUUCAUUUUGGUGGCAGUUGACUAUGUCUUCAAAUGUUAUGGAGUCUCUCAUCAGACUUCAACUUCAUAUCACCCACAAACAAGAGAUCAAGUUGAAAUGUCAAAACCGAGAACUAAAGCGAAUUUUGGAGAAAACGGUGAGCAAUCACAGGAAAUAUUGGGCGGAUCAGCUAGAUGAUGCACUCUGGGCUUAUAGAAUGGCCUAUAAAACACCUAUUGGGCCAACACCUUACAGGUUGGUCAAUGGGAAAGCCUAUCAUUUGCCAGUUGAAUUGGAGCGCAGAGCCUAUUGGGCUAUUAAACAGUUAAAUUUUGACCCUCACCUAACUGGGCAGAAGAGAAAGCUCCAAUUGAAUGAGUUAGAUGAAUGGCAAGCUAUGGCAUAUGAGGACUCUGUGCAUUACAAGGAAAAAGUGAAAGAGUACCUUGAUCAACACAUUAAGCAAGCUAAGCACUUCCAAGCAAGGGAUCAAGUCCUACUUUUUAAUUCCAGGUUAAAACUCUUUCCAGGAAAUUUGAAGUCAAGAUGGCAUGGACCAUUCAUAGUGUUACAAGUUUAUUCUUAUGGUACCAUCGAGAUAAGUCAUCCGGAAAAGGGACAUUUAAGGUCAAUGGUCAUCACCUGA
Molecule: messenger RNA, 723 nt
Organism: Dioscorea cayenensis subsp. rotundata (Guinea yam)
Lineage: Eukaryota; Viridiplantae; Streptophyta; Magnoliopsida; Dioscoreales; Dioscoreaceae
Exons: 2
Coding region: 1-723 (240 amino acids)
Molecular function (GO): nucleic acid binding
Source: RefSeq, a predicted model, not a curated record